AUGGCAAAUAGUUCGAUGGCUUCAUUUCAAGUUUCUUUGCUGACCAAAGAUAAUUAUCACAAUUGGAGUGUUAGAAUGAAGACCUUGAUUGGCUGCUAUGAUGCUUGGGAGGUCGUAGAGAGAGGAAUUGGUGAACAUGGAGAUGAAGCAAAUUUGACUAAUGCCCAGAGAGAAGCAUUGAAGGAAUCAAGGAAGAAAGACAAGAAGGUGCUCACCCGCAUCCAUCAAGCCUUGGAUGACAGCACAUUUGAGAAGAAUUUUUAUAGAGGAGUUGAUAAAGUAAAGAAGGUGCGACUCCAAACCCUUAGAGGAGAGUUUGAAAGUCUACAUCAAAAGGAAUCAGAAUCGAUUUUAGACUAUAUGUCAAGAGUUCAAGCCAAUGUCAACCAAUUGAGAAGAGAUGGAGAAGAAGUUAGUGACACUCGUUUAGUUGAGAAAAUUCUUCGCUCAUUAGAUUCAAAGUUUGAGCAUAUUGUUGUUGCUAUUGAAGAGUCCAAGGACCUGGACACUAUGACGGUUGAUCAACUUUCUGGAUCAUUGAAAACUUAUGAAGAAAGAUUGAAGAAGAAAACUCAAGAACUAGUUGUGGAGAAAGUUUUACAAAUGAAGCUCACUUUAAAUGUUGAAGGAAGCUCAAGAAGUGGAACAAGUCGUGGUCGUGGAAGAGGAAGAAGUGGUAGAGGAAUAAGAGGUGGAAGAGGAGGAAGAAGUGGCAGAGGCUAUGGGCAUAAAGCAUUUGAAUGCAGAGGUGGUGGUGGUGGAAAUGUUCGAGGGAAGUCCAAUUAUGCAGAAGCAGACAAAGAAGCCACUUUGUUGUUAGCCUACAAAUGUGAAGAAAAAACUAGACAAAAUGGAGAGUUAUGGUAUUUGGAUAUUGGAGUAAGCAACCAUAUGUGCGGAAAUAAAGAUUUAUUCGUUUACCUUGAUGAAAAGUUAGGUGGCAAGAUCACUUUUGGAGAUGAUUCGAAGAUUUCAGUUCAAGGCAAAGAUAAGAAUAGUUCUAAGCUAGAUGACAAGAGUGAGAAAUUCAUUUUUGUUGGCUAUGAUGCUUCCUCCAAAGGGUACAAUCUUUAUAAUCCAGAGAAGGAGAAAAUUACUAUUAGCAGGGAUGUUUAUUUUGAUAAAUAA
Prunus mume (Japanese apricot) is the source of this 1128-nucleotide messenger RNA. NCBI's taxonomy places the organism in Eukaryota, Viridiplantae, Streptophyta, Magnoliopsida, Rosales, Rosaceae. The record is from RefSeq and is a predicted model, not a curated record.